This is a messenger RNA of Dichotomopilus funicola, 1569 nucleotides long. RefSeq lists its product as uncharacterized. Lineage: Eukaryota; Fungi; Ascomycota; Sordariomycetes; Sordariales; Chaetomiaceae. Gene Ontology annotation, biological process: fatty acid metabolic process. The record is from RefSeq and is a predicted model, not a curated record. The transcript is spliced from 2 exons. Gene Ontology annotation, molecular function: medium-chain fatty acid-CoA ligase activity. The coding region runs from base 1 to 1569 and encodes 522 amino acids.
AUGGCCACCGGCCUCACCCUCCAAUCCUCCAUCCGGGGCGCCCCCGACGCAACGGCCAUCAUCAUCCCCGGGUCGCCCGCCCUGACCGUCACCUACAAGGACCUCGUGGCCGAGACGACGUCGUUCCAGCAGAAGCUCGCAGCGCUCGGCAUCGCCCACGGAGCUGCCGUGUCCAUCGCCACCGUCAACUCGUACGAGUUCAUCGUCUCCUUCCUGGCCGCCUCAUGGCAACGCGCCAUCGCUGCCCCGCUCAACCCGGCCUACAAGCAGGAUGAGUUCGAGUUCUACAUCGACGACGUCAAGUCCGCCAUCGUCCUCGUGCCCCGCGGCGCCUACCAGAACGCCUCCCCCGCCGUGAAAGCCGCCCAGAAGUUCAACGCUGCCAUCGCCGAGUGCUACUGGGACGCCACCAAGCACGAAGUCGCUCUCGACAUCAAGGAACGCGGCCAGCUCCAAGGCAAACCCCAACAACCCGUCCUCACCCCCCAACCCGACGACACCGCUCUCAUCCUCCACACCAGCGGCACCACCUCGCGCCCCAAAGUCGUCCCCCUCUCCCACCGCAACCUCACCCGCACCAUGCACAACAUCCAACAAACCUACCAACUCACCCCAUCCGACCGCACCAUGCUCGUCAUGCCGCUCUUCCACGUCCACGGCCUCCUCUGCGGCCUCCUCGCCCCUUUCCUCUCCGGCGGCUCCAUGGUCGUGCCCCCCAAAUUCUCCGCCUCCGACUUCUGGCGCGACUUCACCCUCCACCGCGCCAACUGGUACACCGCCGUGCCCACAAUCCACCAAAUCCUCCUCAAAAACCCCACCCCAUCCCCCGUCCCCCCAAUCCGCUUCAUCCGCUCCUGCUCCUCCCCCCUAUCCCCCACCGUCUUCCACGCCCUCGAACAAACCUACAACGCCCCCGUCCUCGAAGCCUACGCCAUGACCGAAGCCGCCCACCAAAUGACCUCCAACCCGCUCCCCUCCGUCGGUCCCCGCAAGCCAGGAACCGUCGGUCUCGGCCAAGGCGUGGAAGUCGUCAUCCUCUCCGAAACCGGCGACCCGGUGGCCCCGGGAGCCGAAGGCGAAAUCUGCAUCCGUGGAGAGAACGUCACAAGCGGGUAUCUGAACAAUGACGCUGCCAAUGCCUCGGCGUUUGUGGCAAAGGAAAAGGGCGGGUAUUUCCGCACGGGGGACCAGGGAAGGAAGGAUGAAGACGGGUAUGUGGUGAUUACGGGGAGGAUUAAGGAGUUGAUUAAUAAGGGCGGGGAGAAGAUUAGUCCGAUUGAGUUGGAUAAUGUGCUGGCGAGGCAUCCCGGGGUGGCGGAGGCGGUGAGCUUUGCGGUGCCGGAUGAGAUGUUUGGGCAGGAGAUUGGGGUUGCUGUUGUGAGGAAGGGGGGGGUGGGGACGUUGGGGGAGGAGGAGUUGAGGAAGUGGGUGGGGGAGAAGUUGGCGCGGUUUAAGGUGCCGAAGAAGGUGUACUUCACCGACGUCAUGCCCAAGACGGCCACGGGCAAGAUUCAGCGGCGCAUUGUCGCCGAGACUAUGCUCAAGCAGGAGGGCAAGGCCAAGUUGUAA